This is a messenger RNA of Seriola dumerili (greater amberjack), 1761 nucleotides long. Its product is annotated as protein Niban-like. The transcript is spliced from 13 exons. The coding region runs from base 1 to 1761 and encodes 586 amino acids. The record is from RefSeq and is a predicted model, not a curated record. NCBI's taxonomy places the organism in Eukaryota, Metazoa, Chordata, Actinopteri, Carangiformes, Carangidae.
AUGGGAGGGAAACUCACCUAUCACCUGAACUCCAAAGAACACAGGCACAUCUCAGAGCGCAUUGCUGACAUGAUGGAGAAUUUGGCUCCUCUCUAUCGACGUCACUACGGCUCAAAUCUUUUGACCCACAUGAGGAACAAACACAUGGAGCCAACUGAACCCCGACCUCUCAUCCAGCAUCCUGAUGUUGUUGCACACGCUGGGAUUGUGUUGGAGGGGACUGUGCCCCAGUAUCUAGAUUGGAUCUGGACACAUCGCCACCUAGAGGUUACCAGCAGUUUUACAGUUGAGAGUCGUGAUGCCAAACAGGUAUUUGAGGGUGGUUGGGGGUGUAAGACAGAGCUGGUUCUGUCUGGCUGUCAGAUCUGCACCUCCAUACAAGACCACCGUGAGUUAGUGGAUGACAUGUGCCGACACAUCACAGGUAACCCAGGUGGUAAACUGGCGUGUUGGGAUUGCCCCACAGCGUUCCCUGUCUUCAUACAGCACCCUUACAAUGCCCCAGUGUGUCUGGCCACUGCAUCACACCAGGAACAGACACGGUGGACCAACAUACUACGAGCUGCAACACAACAUCAGAGCUCAGCACUCUGGUGUGAAGAUUCACCGGAAUCCAGGGCCUUUUUUGAUGCCGUGUCUUCUUUGAAGAAGCUCAGAGAAAACUGUCAAACAGACGUACAUCCAAUUGGCAAUGAGGAAGAGGUGUUGGUGAGCAUGCUGAUGGAAGAACUGAUGUCCUACCUGAGGGAGCAAGUCUUUCCCAGGAUUAUUGUACAUCACAGCAGCAGGAAGCAAGCCUGGAUCAGAUUGCUGUCUGAGGUCUACAAGAAAGCAAAGCAGCAGGUAAAAGCUGCGAUGUCAGCUCUGAAGGAGGAGCUGUCACUUUAUCGUUCGGUUGUGGGGAAACAGAUGCCGGCAGGGCUGCAACAGGCCAGCCUGCUGCAUGACCACAUUGCUCACACAAUCACAGAGGACAUGUGUGAACCGAUGUUACAGUCUCUCCGGUGCACCAUCAUCCCAAGACUCGACCGCACUCUGCAGGAAGUGGCCACGCCCAUCUGUGACGGAUUUGCAUCAACCUGGCAAUACUUCCUGGAGUCGUGUGAUGACAUCAUAGACCUGGGAUCAAUGAGCAUAUCAGUGAAAGAUAUUAAAAAAGAGGUGAUUGACAUGUGUGCUCUGAUGUUCUGCAGGUUGGUCUCUCGAUAUCCAUGUAGCUCAUCUGACUCUGCUCAGCUCACGGCGGUGCUGUGCAGGGUCAAAGACAGAGUGGUCAAGCAGCUGGACACAGAACUGCUGGCUCUUCGAUCUCAGCUGAUUCUGGAGAUGACCCUGCAGAUAACACUGUCAGCAUUUACACACAGUGUGGGUGAGCAGGAUUUGUCUCGUUACGAUGCCAUGGUGACCUCAGAACAAGCCGUCUUCAUCCACCCUGACGCUAUCUUCCACUUCAUCCUGAGAGACAGCCUGACGUCUUACAUCCAGUCAGUGAUGAGGUACUCCCUGCCACGGCAAUUUGUGCCUCUCCCUGUCAGCCCGAUUAAUCCCUGCAGCUCCGGCUCUGGUUUCUCUGAGCCAGCGGACGAGCUGCUGCCUCCUGGGGACUGCCAGCAGAACCAAGCCUCAGCAGGCUCUUCCUCAGGAUCUGAAACACUCACGCCGAACACCAUGUCUGACUGGGAUGACACUUUGACCCACUCGGAAAACCACAUACUCCCACUACUUAAUGCAGGAGAAUAUGUACAUCUCACUGAGCCAUGA